AUGCGUCAACCACCUAAAAAGAUGGGGGGGUCCUCUGGCAGUGCCACUGCCAACUACAAGCCUGGGAGCACGCCUGAGGGUAAGCCAAAGGUCAAGAAGGAGAAGGCAGUGAAGACAUCCACUAAAGAUUGUGCAAUCCUGUUCGGUGAUUCUGGCCCUGUCGUUGCUAGCAGUCCUUCCUUUGGCCUGGGAAGCAAGAUGGGCGCCCGUCUAGGACUUGUCGUUCCUGCCGUUGGUCAAUCGUUCUUUGGCGCCCAGCUCCUCAUUCCGCGUGACCCAGGUCAAGAGAUGAGCGAGGCCACAGGUCGCGGCGUUUGUCACAUAUACGAGAUAACCAAGCAUAUGGCAUUACCCGCUGAUCACAAGAUCAUCGCCAAGUUUCCUCGUGGAAAGAUCUCGUGCUCCUAUGACCCGGUGCCUCAAUCUGUCCAGGCCAAGUUUCCGACAAUCAAGAACUGGGGAUCGUUUUCUUACGUUACGGUCAAGAUUGAUGGUGCCAUUCCAACCAUAGAAGGGUAUGGUCAAGCUUUUGCCAAUGGUGCUGAUCCAGAGCUCGAAAGUUGGAUCAACUCCAACGAGCCGAUCACAGGGAGCGUUACCCUCCUUGAUGUGCUGCAUCAGCAAGCGUUCUUCUUUGUCGUUGCCUGGGCUCCAGGACCAGCCAGCAAGAACUUUACUGAGAGCCUCCUGCCGCCCCCUUUCAGUUAUGGCAGUUAUCCCCGGAUACCUCUGGAGGAGGAUCAAAUGAAGUAUGCCAUCGAGCAGAACCCUGGCGGUGCUUUUGUGGCAUCAUAUGGUUUCGACAGCAACGAAGCUCACGUCACCGCCAUCAAUCAGGCGACCAUCCAAGAUGCGUUCUGGGUUCACCAAGAGGCAAAGCUGAUCAAGGACACAAGUUUUCCUGCCUACUUUGCAACACCAGAGAGUGGCACUGCUGCCAGUGCGCAUGUUCUUCACCUUGUCAUCCCCUUGAAUAAGGAUUGGAGAGAGUUGCAUGACCCCGCCUGGCGACGUCUGACCAAGAAUGCUGUCUUCUUCGUUAUGAUCCACGACGUCAUACCUAUAGAAGGUGUGGAGGUCAAGUCAGCCAGAUGGGCCUGCAAGAUCAUCGACUAUCCUGCUAGUGUUUCAGAGCUCCAAACUCAUCCCGUCGAAGCACAUGAGCUUGUUCUGCGGGUGCGUUGCGCCAAAGAUCGCGCAGAAGUUAUCAUCCGUGACUUUUGUAAUCGUCCUUCAGCCAGUGCUGCGUUGGCAAAGGAUAAAGGAAAGUAG
Messenger RNA from Fusarium sp. VM40, 1272 nucleotides. The record is from the annotation of a GenBank genome assembly. Lineage: Eukaryota; Fungi; Ascomycota; Sordariomycetes; Hypocreales; Nectriaceae.